AUUACCUUUCUUUCAAUUUCGCAUUUGUAAAGAUGCCAUAUCGCUUUUCCACGUUGUUUUUAUUAUUCUCGGAAACGUGCGUUGGUUGGAUUUUUUAUUAAUUUGUUAAUUUAUUGUAUUUUAUCUAUUAAAAAUCACAUAAAAUGUCUGACGACGAUAGUGACUAUAAUGUGGAAGAGUUCGUCAAGCCCGACAAAAUACGGAAACCUGUGAAUGAUGAUUCUGCUGACUUAUUGGGAAACUUUGAUGAUGUAAAGCGGAAAGAGAUUUUGGACGGAACAUAUGAAGAAAAGAAUCAAAGUGAUGAGGAAGGCGCAUCGGAAGCUGAUGAAGAUGACAGCAUGGAUGAAGAAAAUUCCGAUGAUAGCGAAGAUAAGGAAGACACAGACAUGCACAAUGGCGAAGGGAACCAACCCGAGGUAGAUGGCUUAGGUGCUCCACCCAAAACUGGUUAUGUUAAUCCAUUUGGCAAGAAAUCCAUUUCAAAAGAUCAACUGGCUCAACUGAUGAAAGGUGCUUCAAAGACAAACAGAUAUGUUCUCUACGUAACCAAUCUCAAUUUUGAAACCACAAAAAGCGAUUUGGAAGAACAUUUCAGUGAAGCUGGUACAGUGCGUUCUGUUCGCAUACCCAAAAAGAGAAGUUCGGGCUUUGCCUUUGUCGAAAUGAAUGAUAUCGAGUCGUUUGGCAAAGCUUUGGAACUGCACAAUACCGAAUUGCAAGGCCAAUGGAUAAAAGUACAAUUCUCCGAGGCAGGAAAGAAGAAAUCCGCCAAUAAGAAAAACAUUAUGAAACAGAAAAAUCGAAAGCUAGCUGAAAUGCGUAAUGAGAAUAAAUUGUUUACCAAAAGUGGUAAAUUCUACGAUAAGACGAGAAAGCCACUGGCCAACAAACGAAGACAGAAAAAAAUUUCUGCAGGUCCACCGAAAGCCAAAUAAUAAAUGCAAUUCUAAUUUAAGAAACAA
This is a messenger RNA of Musca domestica (house fly), 965 nucleotides long. RefSeq lists its product as uncharacterized. The record is from RefSeq and is a predicted model, not a curated record. Bases 144 to 938 code for a protein of 264 amino acids. NCBI's taxonomy places the organism in Eukaryota, Metazoa, Arthropoda, Insecta, Diptera, Muscidae. The transcript is spliced from 2 exons. Gene Ontology annotation, molecular function: RNA binding.